Messenger RNA from Vidua chalybeata, 1099 nucleotides. It is a transcript of the gene TUSC1, whose product is annotated as tumor suppressor candidate 1. The record is from RefSeq and is a predicted model, not a curated record. Lineage: Eukaryota; Metazoa; Chordata; Aves; Passeriformes; Viduidae. The transcript has a single exon. The coding region runs from base 1 to 579 and encodes 192 amino acids.
AUGAGGCGCAUGCGCCUAGUGGGCGGGCGCUGGGGCAGCGGCGCGGUGCGGCGGGGGCGGGCGGUGCUCGGUGGUGCCGCCGCCGGGAGCAGCUGGAGCGGUGGGCGCGGCGUGGAGGCGAUCGAGGCGGGCGGCGGACGGCAGGGCUGGCGGGGCGAGUCGCGGGGCUCGCCGCAGCAGCUGGCGGAGCGGUACGCGGACUUGGCGGCCAGCCACAGCGAGGCGCUGCGGCAGCGGGAGGAGCGCGAGUGGCACAACGCGCGGCUGCGCCAGGAGAACGCGCGGCUGCGGCUGGAGAAUCGCCGCUUGCGCCGCGAGAACCGCUGCCUCUUCCGACAGGCCCUGCUGGGGCCCGGCCCCGACAAGCCCCCCGCCGAUCCGGGCGAGGAGGCGGAGGCCCUGCGCGCCCAGCUGGGGCGGCUGCAGGAGAAGCACCGCCGGGCCUUGCGGCAUCUGCGGCGCUGCCGAGCCGCCUGCCGGCCCCAGGCCUCGGGAGCCGAGGAAGGGGAGUUGGAGGAGCUGCUGCUGGAGGAGGACGAGCAGCCGCUGGAUAAGAAGAGCUUGGUGCCGGCCGUGUAGGCGGCCUCGGUGGAGGGAGUGGCGCCGGCUGGUGCUGCGGGCCCUCCCCGCCGCUACGGGCUAGGGGCGGGUCGCGCCCUCUUUGCUCCCGGCUGUGACUCCCCGUGCGGCGCGGGGGCUCCCCUUGAUCGAAACGGGCCUUUCCCACGGAAAGGGUAGAGUAGUUGUUCCGGUUUGUUAAUCCUUUUCCCAGAUGUUUACGCAGGUUCAUAUGGGAAGCUGAGGCUUGGAGCAUGAGAGGAAUCUCUAAAAGCGGCUGUUGGGGAGAAAAGAACCGCACUUAACAGAACACUUGGUCUCGUGGCAUCCCACAGCAUUGACUGUGCUUCCUUUGGAGCUGUGGAUCACCAUUUUUCUCUUGAGUUAGCGACCGUCACGUAGGCUUCAAGAGCCAUGGAAACUGACUAGUUCUCAUUAGUUGGUGUAUGUUAGGAAGAGGAGUGGAGGAAACUUGAAAGCUUUUGUCAGUGCCCGAGUAAAGUUAGUGAUCAUUUGAACUAUGAAUUGCCUUGGACACUUA